Messenger RNA from Leptosia nina, 246 nucleotides. The record is from the annotation of a GenBank genome assembly. NCBI's taxonomy places the organism in Eukaryota, Metazoa, Arthropoda, Insecta, Lepidoptera, Pieridae.
AUGAAAGCCGUCGUUAUUUUAGUCGUGAUAACCAUUGUAGUGAUAGAAGGGCGCACCAUUCGUUCUGGAGAAGGCGUUGAAAGGAAAAAUAACGAUUUUGCAAAUAUACCAAUGGAGAUACUACUGAAGAUGAAGCCGAAUCGCUUCGUCCCGAUCAACAAUGUAUUAUUCUUCAAGAUAUCAGAACCAUGCGAAGAUGGACUGAAGAGAGAUGCUAUAGGUAUCUGUCGUGAAGUGUGGGAAUAG